Chelonoidis abingdonii (Abingdon island giant tortoise) is the source of this 917-nucleotide messenger RNA. It is a transcript of the gene CKS2, whose product is annotated as CDC28 protein kinase regulatory subunit 2. The record is from RefSeq and is a predicted model, not a curated record. Gene Ontology annotation, molecular function: cyclin-dependent protein serine/threonine kinase regulator activity. Lineage: Eukaryota; Metazoa; Chordata; Testudines; Testudinidae.
UGACGCUACGCCUCUUGCUUUAAUGGCCUCUAAAUGGUUGGUUGGAGAAGGUGGAGGAUACGAAUGAUGUCAUUGUCUGACGCCUGUGAUAGCGGGCUCUGUGAUUGGCUGGCGCCGCCCGCCAAUAAACGUUGAAUUGUUGGAUUCAAAUUGAGUGGAAAGCUGAAGAGGUCAGUUGAUGAGCGGGCGCUGCGUCAGAGUGAGGAACGUGAGUUGGGUCCUGUUAGUGUAGCUGUCUCCGCCAUGGCCCACAAGCAGAUCUACUACUCCGACAAAUACUUCGAUGAGCACUACGAAUAUCGACAUGUAAUGUUACCUAGAGAGCUUUCAAAGCAAGUACCAAAAACCCAUCUAAUGUCUGAAGAGGAAUGGAGAAGACUUGGUGUCCAGCAAAGUCUUGGCUGGGUCCAUUACAUGAUCCAUGAGCCAGAACCACACAUCCUUCUCUUUAGACGACCUCUUCCAAAAGACCAACAAAAAUGAACUUUUUUCUUCUGGAAAACUUCUAUUAAAUCUUCUGGAACUUUAUGUAUAUGAGUGUAUAUAUGUUGGUAGUAUUCAGUGAAUACUUGAAAAAAUGUACAAAACAUACAUCCGUAUCUGUGCAUGAGCUGUAUUAUUCACAGCAACAGAGCUCAGUCAAAUGCAAUUCCAGGUAGGCUGCUAUGGUGUCUAAAGAUUAAUAAAAACAUAUUCCUUUACUGUAAUAUAAAUGCCUAUUUGACUUUCUAUUAAAUUUUGUUUAAUAAAGUGUUCGUGUUGCAUGUGUACAUCCUGACUAUACACUUAUUACAUGUAUUUCUUCUUUAAAAACUUUAGUUUCAAUACUGAGCAGCUCUGUACAGCAUUGUAAUUACAAAUGUUUGACUAGUUCAAAGCCUAUAGAUUCCCAACUCUUCACAAUGGAUCUGAAGAAA